Mycena citricolor is the source of this 984-nucleotide messenger RNA. The record is from the annotation of a GenBank genome assembly. Lineage: Eukaryota; Fungi; Basidiomycota; Agaricomycetes; Agaricales; Mycenaceae.
GGCGGCUGUAGUUCACACAACUUUCAUCUUCACCUUCACAUGUUCCGCCAGGGUCUGUCGUCGCUGCGACCAAUUGGGGUCAACGCAGCCCGCGUGAAACCCUCAGCCCCCAUCCGCCAUUUUCCCAACUCCGACCUAAUAUCCUGCAAACUCUGAGAAAACAACGCGAAUCUUUGACCAAGCUCAAAUUUCCUCGAUACUCCACCGAAGUGCCCAUAAUCGAGACAGCGAAGCCCGUCUCAUGGCAGCGUGUUGCCCUCAUUGCUGGCGGUGUCGCUGGGAGCGUGGUGGUCCUCGACAGCCUCAUGAACCGUGAGACGCGUGACGGGCUCUCCGCCAGCGAACGGUCCUGCUCAAUUCGACAUUCGCAUACACCGGUGUCGGGCUUGCGAUCACCGCGGCAGCGGCGCGUGCGAUGUUCACCUCGGGCGUCGCGUUCCGAAUCAUGGCCGCGAACCCGUGGGUCGUCUUCGGCGCCAGUCUGGCGGGCGGGAUUGGGUCCAUGAUGGGCGUGUUCUACACGCCUCCAGAGAACACCAUCCCCAAGCAUCUUUUCUGGCUGACCUUCAAUGCGUUCCAAGCCGCCACGCUCUCUCCCCUUUUCUUCCUUAACCCUGCCGUUCUUGCCCGGGCCGGCCUAUACACGGUCGGUCUCGUCGAGGGUCUCUACCUGUACGGUGGAUUGGCCGUCUUUGGUGGAUUUGUGUUGUAUGACACCCAGAAAAUCUUGGCGCAUGCGCGGAUGGCCGAGCAGGGAAGGAUGAAGGCGGAUCCCAUCAACGAGGCUGUUGGUCUCCAGCUCGAUAUGAUCAACAUAUUCAUUCGUCUCGUUCAAAUCCUGUCUAUGAACAACAACCGUCGGUAGGCGGUGCUUUGAGGGGCGGUCGCGCACAAGGAUGAAGCCCUGUGUAUUUUAUCAGACGAAUACGUGUAUUUUUUGCGAAUCCUUGCUCAUUUAUUCGGUCUGUGUUGUGAUGGAGAAAC